Xenia sp. Carnegie-2017 is the source of this 1195-nucleotide messenger RNA. Its product is annotated as BTB/POZ domain-containing protein KCTD12-like. The record is from RefSeq and is a predicted model, not a curated record. Gene Ontology annotation, molecular function: protein binding. Lineage: Eukaryota; Metazoa; Cnidaria; Anthozoa; Malacalcyonacea; Xeniidae. The transcript has a single exon. Gene Ontology annotation, biological process: protein homooligomerization. Bases 98 to 832 code for a protein of 244 amino acids.
CUCUUAGACUUUCACAAAACAUGUUACAUCUGAAUGAUCUCAUGUGUCGCUGGCAUGUUUCACAAACGUGAGACGUGAAAUAUUUGUUAAAUUAGGUAUGUCGCGUCAGGAGGAGCCAAAAUCUUUCUCUGCAACGAAUGUCAUUGACUUAAACGUCGGUGGACAGCUCUACACAACAACGCUGGGUACCUUAACAAAAGAUCCAUUUAGCGUACUUUCCAAUCUGUUUGACGGAGUGUCUCAGCCAACUCCGAAGGAUUCUCGUGGACGAUACUUCAUCGACCGAGAUGGCUUGUUGUUUCGUUAUGUCCUAGACUUCUUACGAAAUUUAAAUCUUACGUUGCCAGAUGACUUUAAUGAGCUAGACCGCCUUUUGGCGGAGGCAAAGUUUUUUAACCUCAGCGGUAUGCAGGAAGCGAUCGCAGACGUUAUCAAGGCUCGUACUUCGUCUCGUACGAGCAUCGUGAAAACGAAGAAAAAGACAAGUGGCUAUUUGUCCGUUUGUGUUCGUGGAACAUACGCGUUUGGUCGUGAUGGUGUUGCAGAUGUGAAAUUUCGCAAACUACAACGGAUCCUGGUGUGCGGAAAUGUUGCACUUGCUCGCGAGGUGUUUGGUGAUUCUCUCAACGAAACGAGAGAUCCGGCAAGGGAAGACAUAAGAUACACAAAUCGCUUCUUCCUCAAGUACAAUCAUCUUGAAAAAGCGUUCGAUCAGCUUGCCGAAAAGGGGUUUCACAUGAUUUCAGGUUGCGCAGGAGGUGCGGGUUACGACACUGAAAGCGAAGAAACCAAAUGGAAUCAUUUCAACGAUUAUGUUUUUCAUCGGCAUUGACCGAACGGAUUUUUUAAAAUUUAAUGUAUGUAUAUAUAAAUAUAUGUAUACAUACAUAAAAUUGUUGAACAUGCAAUAUAUAUGGCUCUUCUUAUGCUCGCUGACAGCAGGUGUUUAUCAAUGCGAAAUAAACAUGCAUGACAUUAAUGUUACUGUUGAUAAAAGAAAUCUUUCUCCGAAAUGGAGUUCAUAAUAAUUCUUAAUUAUAAUUGCUGUACAUUUACAGUCAAAAUAGAGUUUAUUUUUUCAACAAUGACAUAAGAAGACAAUGAUGCAAUAUUGCUUAAAGCAUUUCAAGUGUCUUUUCCUGCAAUAUGAAUUCGACACUUCAAUAAAUUUUUUCAUUGCCUUGUCUUUGCUGAA